Messenger RNA from Parastagonospora nodorum SN15, 924 nucleotides. RefSeq lists its product as hypothetical. The transcript is spliced from 2 exons. Bases 1 to 924 code for a protein of 307 amino acids. NCBI's taxonomy places the organism in Eukaryota, Fungi, Ascomycota, Dothideomycetes, Pleosporales, Phaeosphaeriaceae. Gene Ontology annotation, molecular function: UDP-glucose:hexose-1-phosphate uridylyltransferase activity; zinc ion binding. Gene Ontology annotation, biological process: beta-D-galactose catabolic process via UDP-galactose, Leloir pathway. Gene Ontology annotation, cellular component: cytoplasm. The record is from RefSeq and is a predicted model, not a curated record.
AUGGAAGAGCAGGCCGAUUAUCAACCAAGCUCGAAAGAUGGAUCACUGGCCUCUCGACUCCUGCGCGCCGAAGCCGUCACUGGAAAGUGUUAUGUAAUCUGCUUUUCUCCAUCUCACAACCUCACCCUGGCGGAUAUGACACCAGCCCAGAUCGUUCCGAUCAUUGAGACUUGGACCAAUAUCUAUGCUGCACAUCUGGAUCCCAAGUCAGUAUUAGCGAAACUUGCUGCCACUAUGGUAAUCCCAGCACUCUCGCAGGCCGCACUUUCUCCACCAAGUGCGCAGUACAGAUACAUGCAGAUCUUCGAAAACAAAGGCUCUGCCAUGGGCUGCUCAAAUCCACAUCCACACGGCCAGGUCUGGACGACGACAUCAUUACCAGAAGAGCCUGCCAUGGAAUUGCAACAACUGAUCAAAUACAGGAGCGAGCAAGGCGGUGCACACAUGUUGGUAGACUACUCCGCCUUGGAGUCACAAGAGAAGACGCGGACCGUGUUCGAGAACGAAGGGUUCUGGGCCGGUGUACCGUACUGGGGUGUCUGGCCAUUCGAGAUUCUUCUCACAAGCAAGCAACACAAGCGCUCGUUGGUGGACUUUACCAAGGAGGAGCGUGCGCAGCUAGCAGAGUGCAUUGCAGAGGUAACACGGCGGUACGACAACCUCUUCGAGACGCAGUUUCCGUACAGCACGGAGGAGGAGAUUGAGUGCAGUCACUUCCACAUCCACUUCUAUCCACCACUGCUCCGUAGCGCGACGAUCCGCAAGUUCCAGGUCGGAUACGAAAUGAUGGCGGAGCCUCAGCGUGACAUCACUCCCGAGCAGGCAGCAGAGCGCUUGCGAGGCUGUGGUGGUGAGCUCUACCGCAAGAAGCUGGUUGAUUCCCCGAAGCUGAAUGGUGUGAAUGGUGUAAACGGCCAUCAUUGA